UUCUGAAGACAAAAGGGCGGGUGACUGACUUUGGAGAGGAAUCGACAGGUAGGCGGGUGUUUGGGAAGGUUGCAAAGUCUAUUCGAUUGGGUCCGCUGACUUCUCCUUCGUCCAAAUCGAGAUGUCCUUAGAUUAGAUCGCCCCGACUCAUCCCUCACUUCCGAAUUCUCAUCCAAGAUGGCACCGGAUCGAUCUCGGUUCCCCGGCGCCACCACCGCCUCCGCCGUCCUGAUCCUAUUUCUCACAACGGCACUCUAUCGCUCCGAUGCGGUUUCCUCCUCCUCCCUCCCCGAGCCUGCCGGCCAAGCUAGGGCCAUUGUCCUCCAACCCGCCAUCGGUGGCCGCAACCGCCACACUAUGUUCCUCCCCCUCUCUCUCUCAUCUCCAACCUCUUCAAGGAACUCCUCCGCAGGCGGCCGAAGAAAUUCGCUUCGCCGGCUUGGGGAAUCGAAGUCUGAGCACCCCAACGCCCGCAUGCACCUGCACGACGAUCUACUUCUCAACGGUUACUACACUACCAGGCUUUGGAUCGGAACUCCUCCACAGAUAUUCGCUCUUAUCGUUGAUACGGGGAGUACUGUCACAUAUGUUCCAUGCUCUACAUGUGAACAGUGUGGUAGGCACCAGGAUCCAAAGUUCCAACCAGAAUUGUCCACAACUUACCAGCCUGUUAAGUGCAACACGGAUUGCACCUGUGACAAUAACAGGGAGCAAUGUGUUUAUGAGAGACAAUAUGCUGAAAUGAGUUCAAGCAGUGGUGUGCUUGGUGAGGACAUUAUAUCCUUUGGUAAUGAAAGUGAACUUGCGCCCCAGCGUGCUGUUUUUGGUUGUGAAAAUUUGGAAACUGGUGAUCUUUACAGUCAACAUGCUGAUGGCAUUAUGGGUUUGGGCCGUGGUGAUCUAAGUAUUGUGGAUCAGCUUGUUGAUAGAGGUGUAAUUAGUGAUUCUUUUUCCUUGUGUUAUGGUGGGAUGGAUAUUGGUGGCGGUGCAAUGGUUCUGGGUGAUAUUCCCUACCCUUCUGGCAUGGUUUUCGCGAAGUCAGAUCCUGUACGAAGUCCAUAUUACAAUAUUGCGCUGAAGGAGUUGCAUGUUGCUGGGAAGAAGUUACCUUUAAACCCAAGGGUUUUUGAUGGAAAACACGGUACUGUUCUGGAUAGUGGUACAACUUAUGCUUACCUUCCAGAAGCAGCAUUUCUGGCAUUUAAGGAUGCUAUUAUGAAAGAACUCCAUUCAUUGAAAAAGAUUCCUGGUCCUGAUCCAAAUUAUAAUGACAUUUGCUUCUCUGGUGCUGGGAGUGAUAUCUUGCAGAUGUCAAAAACAUUUCCAGUUGUUGACAUGGUAUUUGACAGUGGACAGAAGCUGUCACUAUCUCCUGAAAACUACUUGUUUCGGCAUUCAAAGGUGCAUGGUGCAUACUGCUUGGGGAUUUUCAAGAAUGGAAAUGAUCCAACCACCUUGCUAGGAGGAAUUGUUGUCCGCAACACUCUUGUGACAUAUGACCGUGAGCAUGAAAAAAUUGGUUUCUGGAAAACUAAUUGUUCUGAAUUAUGGGAAAGACUUCACAUAGUUAGUGCUCCUCCACCUGUACAUUCAACUUCUAACAGAACAAACUCGACUGAAGAACUGUCACCUGCAGUGGCCCCUACUUCACCUGAUCACCAUAUUUUUCCAGGGGAAUUUCAAGUUGGACUCAUAACAUUUUACAUGUUGUUGAGUGUCAAAUACACAGAUUUAAAGCCUCACAUGAAGGAGCUUGCUCAUCUUAUUGCCCAGGAAUUAGAUGUUAAUAGUUCUCAGGUCCAUUUACUGAAUUUCACUGCUAAAGGAAAUGAUUCUCUAACAAGAUGGUCUGUCCUUCCUACAGGAUCUGCUGACUACUUCUCUAAUACCACUGCAAUGAGUAUUAUUGAGCGGUUAGCUGAACAUCGUGUCCAGCUUCCUGAAAACUAUGGGAGCUAUCAAUUGGUUGAAUGGAAUGUUGAGCCUCCUCCAAUACAGUCCUGGUGGCAGCAACAUUACACGGUUGUGGUUGUAGCAAUUGUUCUCGCACUAAUUGUUGGAUUAUUGGUUUCUGGGGCAUGGAUUUUUUGGAGACACAGGCAGCCAACACUUAAUUCAUACAAGCCCGUCGAUGCUGCUGUCCCUGAGCAAGAACUCCAACCGCUAUGAACUCUAUUUGUCUUGUCCAUAUGGUUUAUGACAAAGUUUAUGUAUAGGAUGGUGAGCAAUACAGCUAGCAGUCUGAACAGAGUUUGGUGAAGGGACCAUACAUGCAAACCAACCUUCUAGGCUUUAAUGGUGUCUCUCAGUAAAGUGUUAUAGAACUGUGAAAGGGGAAUUGCCCAAGUAAUCAGGUUCUCACAUAGAGAAAAUUGUAUGUGAAUAGUAUAUAAGACAUAAUUGGUCGACGGUCUGAUCUACAGGCCAAUUUUUGGGAAUGAUUUGAUGUUUAAUACGAUGCCACCUUCAGAUGAUGCCUAUUUGUCUAGGAAUAAAUCACAGGAUUGAUAGUUUUACUUUGACCGUAUAAA
Messenger RNA from Diospyros lotus (date-plum), 2531 nucleotides. RefSeq names its product aspartic proteinase 36-like. Lineage: Eukaryota; Viridiplantae; Streptophyta; Magnoliopsida; Ericales; Ebenaceae. The coding region runs from base 178 to 2169 and encodes 663 amino acids. The record is from RefSeq and is a predicted model, not a curated record. Gene Ontology annotation, biological process: proteolysis. Gene Ontology annotation, molecular function: aspartic-type endopeptidase activity. The transcript has 12 exons.